Actinia tenebrosa (Australian red waratah sea anemone) is the source of this 4311-nucleotide messenger RNA. Its product is annotated as histamine H2 receptor. Gene Ontology annotation, molecular function: G protein-coupled receptor activity. The record is from RefSeq and is a predicted model, not a curated record. Gene Ontology annotation, cellular component: plasma membrane. Lineage: Eukaryota; Metazoa; Cnidaria; Anthozoa; Actiniaria; Actiniidae. Gene Ontology annotation, biological process: adenylate cyclase-activating adrenergic receptor signaling pathway; positive regulation of MAPK cascade.
GCGAAAAUAGGAGGAAGGAAAGAGAAAUAGGAAAAAAACACAGAAAUAAACGAAUGGUAUGGAACGAAAUGAAAUAUAAUGGAAACGUAAGGACACACCGAAGGAAGGCUCUCUAUUCUACAAUCAGAAACACCCUUCUUCUAUUCACUGAAGUAAAUUAGAAAAGAAAUCCAAUCUGUUCACGGAACACAGGAACUAAAGCUAGCUAUCACAUAUGUUUACAUUCCAGCUUGAGCGUUCCGUAGGUCUGACUGAGUAACAAAAGAAUCUACAAAGAAGAUAUCAAAUGGUUUUAUUUAUGUUGACGGGACACGGACAAUCAUCAUUAACAAAGGGUUUGUGCGAGUCACUCGUACGACUAUAUGCCAAAUAACCAAAAUAAGAUUAACAAAGUCAGUCUUUGAAACGCCGAGGACACAAAGACUGAACUUCAACAAUGUCGAAUUGAUUCAGCGCCUAACAGGAAAGUGCUGAGAUUUGCCCCCUUGGGCACAUCAGACCGGUAAUCGUAUUCCCGAAGAUUUAAAACAGCUUUAAGAACAGACUUCAAUCCUUUUUUCAGUUCCGACUGUUUUUUGUUUUUGUUUUUUUCACCAUUUAAAUCGAAACAUCGUAGCUGUGAUUUUAGUAAGUCAUCACGACUGCGGCUGAGAGCGAGGAAACCUUUUUGGGGAAAUAUAAUCAGAUAUAUUUAUCGCUGUCGAAAAGCUUCGUUUGAGUCUGACUUGAAUUGAAUACUUGCAGUUUUGUCUUUGAACUAAUUUGAAGAAUUUAAUCAAUGUUUCAGUCUCGAAAACUACGAAGAUAAGAAGGUUUGGUCGUCUAAAAUCAAGAUCGAUAUGAUCAUCUUCGAUAAGACGAAUGGCUAAUGGUUUCCGCCAAUCGAAAUGUAGAAGAUUAAAACUAUCGGCCUUCAAGCAGAGUAUAGUCAUAAAAAUAACAUUACACUCCUCGAAGAAAAAGCAAGUAAAACGAUAAAAUAGAACAGCACUAGAGGAACUAAUCAAGAUAUAACUCUAGGAAUCAGAAAGAACUGCAAACCAAAGCAAAUCAAAUCAAACCAAGUCAAAUAAUAUUACACUCCUUGAAGGAAAACCGACUAAAUAGGACAGCAAGUAAAAUGACUAAAUAGAACCGCACUAAAGGAAUCAAGGAAUCAAUAGGAAUCAAAAACAACUGGGAAUCAAAGUCACUUUUUUACUAAACUGAGACAUUUUGAAAACAGCUGUUGUUUCGAGUCGAGAUAAACAGAAGCGUGAAGGAGUAAUCAUCCAAGCCAAGUAAAAACAAAUAUUUGACCUUCUAAUCACUAUGGACGGCGCGCGAACUGCCGAGAUCUAUCUGAAUCUGACUGAUAACGUAACGGCGACAGCCCCCCUUGAUUCCACAUCAAGUCACGUGAUCUUCAAGAUUUUUUGUGUAGUGUCAUACAUUGUGAUUAUUAUUGCAGCAACGCUAGGCAACAUUCUGGUAUGCAUCGCCUUCUUCAUGAGCCAGACACUUAGGAAGUAUCCUACCAACUAUUUCAUACUGUCUCUCGCUGUUUCUGAUCUGCUUACGGCUACAUUGUGCAUUCCGUUUGACGCGGAACAAACGCUGACCAACUGGCAGUGGGCUCAUGGUCCAUUCCUGUGCUCUGUUUGGACUACGGUUUAUUUAUUCGCGGUGCCUUCGUCCGUGUUGAGCCUUCUUGCCGUCAGUGUAGAUCGCUAUAAGGCGCUCAGUGAUCCAUUAAAUCGGUUCAGACAACAACGCUUCAUGACACGAAAGCGCGCAUGCGUGAUAAUUGCUGCGCUUUGGAUCUACUCGUUCGUCUUCGCUCUUGUACCUGAGAUAGGUUGGAAAAUGUACGCAGAGAAUUUGAUGUACGGAAUGUGCUACUUCAACACAACGGAGCAUUAUUCCAUCAUCAGUUCCUUCCUCAACUUCGUCUUCCCCGUCAUCGUCAUGUGUAUACUCUACUUCAGAAUAUAUCAGAUCGCCAAGAAAACGCGCAGAGCACACCGAGGCGCAAGCGAUAUAUCGAACUUUUCGUGCAACAGGAACUACGCACGAAGCCGCAAACGCCUGAACAAGAACAUCAAGACGACGAAAAAUAUUCUGAUCGUUGUGUGUACAUUCUUCUUCUGUUGGGUUCCUUUCACGGCGUACAGCCUAAUCGGUAUUUUCUGCAAGSCAUGUUACAUGUCUACACCUGAGGAGAUGUCCAGUAUCCUUCUCAUCCUUGGAUAUUCUAACUCUGCUUUAAAUCCUUAUCUUUACGCUUUCCGAAAUAACAAGUUCAAGGAAACUUACAUCAAGGCUCUCAGGACUCUAAGUGUCAUGCGCGAACGAACGUUUUCGUCACGCCGAAGUURUGGUCACACAACACCUAGCGUGUUAUCUGACAGUAACUGUCACGCAAGAAACGUGCAGCUGUCUACUUUGAGAUCUCAAGGUAGUUUUCAAGCCAACUAGACGCCAUAAAGAUGAUCAUGGAAACAGAGAACACAGAACCGGAAAUGAAUUUGGAAUUUUAAAACACUUGAACAUGGGAUAUACAAUAUGGAAUAUAAAAGUGUUAACUGACAAGAUUGUUCUAAGUCUUCCGUUACUCUUCAAACUUAUGCAUUAAAAAACCCUCAAAAAUGUCAGAUCAAACUUGUCACUAAUGACGGGAGCGUUAGCAUAUCAUAAUGAAUAAAAUACAUUUACUAACUACCUCGCUUCUCAUUAGCCGAGGGCUCUCGGCCAAUCCAUGAUAUCGUGUAAACUCGACAUGAUAGAUACAAUAUCAUUUCCUGAAGAUAUUAUUUAUUAUAUUUAUUGCGUCAAGUUCAUUCAAGGUCAUUAUGGAGAUUGAAAAUCUUUGCUAUUUCUUUGAAAGCAGAAUCAAAUAUUUAAUCUUAUACUCAUUAAUAAUUCUUAUUUGUACCACGUGCAGUAGUUUGAAACCCCCAUCAAAUACGACCGCACUCAUUUCAAAGUUCUAGUACUUUGAUAUAUUUCAAAGUCCUACUACUCGGACUUUGAAAUAUUUCAAAGUACUAGAACUUUGAAAUAAAAACAAACAUAGCAAAAAGAGUAUAAGAUGUCAUGUCAAAUACUCGUCAUUGUAUUCUAUUGGGUACGCCUCGGCAUUUGAAAUUCCACUCGGAUUUUGAAACCCCAAUAAAAUACCGCAACUCGUAUUUGAAACAUUAUUUCUUAGUUUACAAAAUGUAUAAUAAAACAAUUAUUGAAUUCGGUUUUCGCAUGAUAUCGUAAAUUAUAACUAUAUAUAAUUAUAUAUUAAGAUAUAUAAUACAUUUCAAGCUUGGUAAACAACAUGCAGCAUUGUAGCAUGCAACAAAACCAACACCAACCUUCUUGAAAUAGCUGUAUAUAUGUACAGAUGUGUAUACAGCUAUUUCAAAAAGGUUGAAUACUGAAUAGUGCAUACUGAAUAGUGCAUUCUAAGACCAAAGGGCAUUGUGGGUCUCGUUAAUUUGAAAUAAAAAGUAAGUAUACGGCAAUUAACUCUCCACAUGUAGUUAGUAUAUUGUUUCAGAUGAAAUACACUAAAAAUAGAAUAAAUUAUUAUUAAUCCUACUUUAGACAAUGCCACUAUGACCCACAAUGCACCUCGGUCUUGGAAUGCACUAUUCAGUAUUCUGUAUGCAGUAUUCAACCUUUUUUGAAAUGACUGUAUGUGAUAGAAUCUUAGUGUUAGCGACGCCGAUGUGAUUAUAGUACGUAUUUACUGACAUAAAAAAAUAUGAAAAGUAUGAAAUAUAAUAUAGACACCAUAUCAACUUCAUCACAAACAUAAAAAAUAUGCAGCAAUAAGUCAGAUAGCUAUCGAAUAUUAUACUGAGGGUUAGCCUUAGGUUAGCCUCGACUUUGUAUAGAAUAUUCAUAUGUUCCAGUGAAGGUCAUGAAAUUUCCAAGUGUUCGUAUUGUUGUACUUGUGCAUUUUUUUAUUUUACCGUUGGUAUUUGUUAAUAUUUAGACACUGAUUUGAGGCUAACCCUGUACAAAUGAGUCUGUAAUUAAGAAACACAACGCUAAUUUAAACCUCGAAUUAACUAACAAAAUCGUAGAAAUUAGUGCAAAAAUUCAGAAGUCUACAGUCUACUGAAUUAACUAAUGUUUGUGCAAAUUUUUGGAAUUUCUUACAAAGAAUUUCAGGGAUAUAUGUAUGCGCUCUACAAUUUUCAUAAGGCUGUAAAACUUAAAACUGGCUAUGCUACGUCUAUUAUAGAUAGCCCACUUAUCAAAGCAACGAACUUUUCCUCACAUUUUGUGAAUCUAUCAUUAUUGUAUUAUCUGUGUGAAUAAACUUGAAACUUA